CACUUUCUUCCUCUCAGGAAGAGUAGCGCAUUCGCGGCGACCGCGACGGAUGGUGUACGAAGUGCGCCUCAAGCUGAGUGCGGACGGAGAAGGGGUACUAUGGCCGCGCCGUCCUCAAGUUGGUCCAUUGGGUCUCCUGGGUAGCUUUCGGAACCUGCCCCUACGAGCCUUCAAGAAUUCAAGUGCAGGAAACGGUGCACACGAUCUGAUAGAGCCCCCGUCGUCGUCGGCAGCAUGUCCUGUCGGCAAUGCCCGGUUUCGAUGUGUGGCAUUUUCUGUAGGCGGAGAUAUUUUUUCCGCUGUCGACGAAAAAGGUCGCGUGUUUGCGUUCUUUCCUCUACGCAAUCGAUAUGCAUUGGUGUGUCAUCUUGGCACGCCCGCGCUCGAGUGUGCGUUUUCUCCUGUGCAACGCACCGAAUUGCUCGUUACAUGUGAAGACAUGACUGUGCGCUGCGUGAACGUCCAGACGAAGGCACUCGUGAGUACCCUGCGCGGCCACCGUCAAGUUCCGACGUCCGUGUCGUUCCAGCUACCUGGUCAACUGGCGCUCACGGCGUCCGCGGACGCCGUCAUCAUGUGGAACUCUGCCAAUUGGUCUCGCUUCCGCACUCUCAAUGCAGGUCCAGGCGUCGAAGCCGCGCAGUUUGCCGGCAACGGCGAGCUCGUCGCCGUGUGUUUCCGCGAUGAUUCGAUUUUGAUGUGGGAGUUGAGUACAUUGGCGCUACAGUAUCGGUUCACGUUACCCGCGUACGAGCACCCGCCAGGCCUCAAGCGGUUCAGUGUGUCGGAGAACUGCCACGUCAUCGUCGCCAGUGGCCAGUCACCGUUUAUUUACGUGUGGGAGUUCGAAUCCCAGACCCUCGUCCGCAUCAUAGAACUGCCGGCGACGGUCCACCGCAUCGUGCAGCACGCAUUCGUCCCUACGACGGCGCACAUCAUGGGUGUUCUCGGGGAUGACGGACAGCUCAACUUUCUCAACGUGACGUCGAAGCAGCCCAAGGUGUCGCUUCAAAUCGCGCACAAAGUGAAGGCGCUGACGGCAUUUGCCAUUGAGGGCCACGGCAAGUACCUGGCAGCGUGCUCGAGCGAUGGCUGUCUUGUGUUGUACGAUCUCGACAUUGCAAGGGAAACAGCGCAUAAAGUCCAGGACAUUCGACAGCGCGCGGACGCGGAAGACUUGUCGUAUUUGCCCCAUCGAUCGGGCCUCGCUCACCGUCACCAGCAUCCAACGUCAACCUUGAUGGAGUCGCUGUUUGGGGCGCCUUACCAACCUCCCCCUACAGUGCCGAUGCAGCCUCCAGCGCCUCCUCAAGCCGAUACUGACGCUUCAAAAAUUGACGGAGCAACGGAGGCACCGCCACCUGUUAGUUCAACACCCUCGCGUCGCAAAGCUCCUCUUCAACCAUCGUUGAACCUCCACGAAUACACUGUGCAGCAUCGUCGACUGCAGCAGCUUCUUCGAUCGUACGGUCGAUUUCCUGAAAAGUAUAGGCUCCUGGCGUGGAAGUACAUAUUGCGACUCCCCAUCAACACGGCAGCGUUCGAGCAAUUGGUUGCAAAGGGAAACCACUCAACAACAACUCGCCUCCAUGACCUGUACCCGAUCCAGAACCAGCGGCUCUUUCGGCGACUGAAGCGCAUUUUGAGCGCCCUGGCCCACUGGUGCCCCGUCUACGGCGAGCUCACGACAGUGCCUGCGCUCGCGUUCCCAUUUGUUAAAGUGUGUGUGAACGACGACGUGGUCGCGUUCGAAGUUGUCCUGAGUGUGCUCGUCCACUGGGGCCGCGACUUUGUCCUGCAGUAUCCAUAUCCCCCGCGGCCCCAACUGACGCGACUCGACCAAGCGCUGCAGCAGCGCGACGCUCAGCUUCACGCGCACUUUAUGAGCCACCGCAUCACUCCAGAGGACUACGGCUGGUCCCUGGUCUCUACAGCAUUCAGCGAAGUCCUCGCGCGACACGACUGGCUGUGCUUGUGGGACAACUUGAUCGCCCACUGGGAUAAGCCUUCGUUGCUGUGGACGGCGGUCUUGGCAUAUUUGAGUCAAAUUCGCAACUCGUUGCUCCAAUCGACGACGGCAUCGGCGAUUCAAGCGUCGUUUCAUCACCAGCAGCCGCUUCAAGUCAAGCAGUGGAUCGUAACCAUGCACGCGAUCCAAUUGCCAAAGCUUGUGGACGCGGACGACUCGAACGAUGACGUCUGGUUCCCGCUGCCCCCGGGGCAGUACCCAGCGUUCACGCGGUACCCUACAUUUGUGGUAGAUUAUCAAAUCCAGGAGCGCAACAGAAUUGCGACAGAGGAAGCGGCAUUGGAGUCGAAGCGGCAGCUCUUGAGCCAAAUCGAAGCGCGGACGAGGGAGCUUGAGGCUGCCCAUGCCACGUGGAUGGACGACAAAGUCCAUAUUCUGGAGUCCGAACAGCGACGACGAAUGCAAGCCAUGCAAGCGGAGAAGGCGCGGUUGAUGGAACUCAAUAUUCUACAUGCACAAACGCGGGACCGACGACUGCAACAAAUUGCCUUGAUGGAGCAGAGAGCAAAAGAAGCGCUGCGUGAAACAACCAAGAUCCUCCAAGCGGAACACGAUCGAUGGCUCGAUGAGCUCAACGUCCACUCGGAGAAGGAAAAGAUGCGCAGCCAGCAGCAAAUGGACGAAGAAGAGUUGACACGACUCGAAUUCGAUGCCCAUCGCCGCGUGGCCGAGCUUACGAAGGACCGCGAGCGUGAAGAGCGCUUGCAGCAGAUGCGACUCGAGUUCUUUGCCCAACUGCGCGAACAAGACCUGCAUGAUCAAAUGGUAUUUGACGGUUGGAAAGACGAAGACAACAGAGAAAUUGCCGCGCAGAACGAGGCACGGGAACGUUUGGCCGCCAAGCAACUACGUCGCGAAGAGGCCAAGCUGCGCUACGAAUGGCGGACAAAGUUCAACGAGCAGCGCAUGCAAAAGCAGCGGCAAAUGCAAAUGUUAGCGCAGGAACGGGCGCGACGGCGCGCCAGCGCACCCAUAGUAGCUGAGGACAAUGACGACGAUGAUGUCGAUGGAAGCGACGUUGAAUUCAAAUCAAGAGACAGUGAGGUGCAUGGACCAUCAUCCGACCAGCCACGCCCGACCGCAUCCAGCACACCAUCCCCAAACGAUAUGAAUACGGAGAAACAGAGAGAUCCCUCGGCUCCACUGCACCAACGCAACACUCGUCGCAACGCGUCACUGGGGAACCCAUCCGACCCAACGCCGUCUGCUCCCGUGGCCUCCGAAUCCACCCCGUGGCAAACUGGCAGAAUUGAGACCCAGCCCCCUGCUGAUUGCAGCCCGACUGUUGCAGCAAAACCAGAUUUUUCAAGACUGCAAGGGAACGAGACAGUCUCACAACGCCCACGGCGCACGCCAUCGUCGUCUUCGAGCGUUGGAAGCAGCCGUGCGUCAUCGUUCAAAUGGAAUGACCACGAGAUAUUGCAGCGUGCACUCGACGACAUAAGCAGUGACGAAGACGACGUUGUUGUGUCGCCUUCGCCCUUCCGCAAAGAGACCACGACUCCCCAGAUAAGUCAGCUCGAACAUGACUUGCGCGCCGAGUUUUCGGACCUCAGCAACGACGACCGAGAGAGCCUCGAGCAGCGCCCGUUGUCGGAACUUGAGCGAGACCUGGACGACCUUCUCGGCGACGUUUCCGAUGAUGACGAACGCAACGAUGCGGGGAAGGAUGCAGCGCCGAGCGUGGCAUCGACGACGGGAGAUCUGAACUCGUUGCUAGAGCAUGUGAGGGAGCCGCCGCUGGUCGUGCAGGCCACGAACACCACCGCAUCGACACCACCACCAACUAGGACGACGACUGAGAAGGAUUCUCGUCGCACGGACACGACAAGAAAGCUGCAGCAGCUGCGGUCGAAGCUCUCGGAUUUGGAAGCCAUGGCGUCCAAGGCCAUUCCGGUCGAGGUCGAAGAAAAGUUCGAGGCUGGUGCCUCAAGAAACAAAGGCGAGCAUGCGAAACUCAUGGAGAGAGCCAAGGAACUGUUAGAGCAACAUGCUGCGAGGCUGAAAGGAUAGGUAUUAUAUGGCAUAUCAAACCGUGUUUGGGAUGGCAUCUAAUGCAAUGGGACGCACCCACGGUGUGACCCGCACGUUGUGAGUUGGCCGUCGUGAGUUGGGCACAUUGCUCCUGCGACGGGUUGGUGCAUACGUCCCUCG
Messenger RNA from Aphanomyces invadans, 4183 nucleotides. RefSeq lists its product as hypothetical. The transcript is spliced from 9 exons. Bases 50 to 4042 code for a protein of 1330 amino acids. NCBI's taxonomy places the organism in Eukaryota, Oomycota, Saprolegniomycetes, Saprolegniales, Verrucalvaceae. Gene Ontology annotation, molecular function: protein binding. The record is from RefSeq and is a predicted model, not a curated record. Gene Ontology annotation, cellular component: centrosome.